Lichtheimia ornata is the source of this 243-nucleotide messenger RNA. RefSeq lists its product as uncharacterized. Lineage: Eukaryota; Fungi; Mucoromycota; Mucoromycetes; Mucorales; Lichtheimiaceae. The record is from RefSeq and is a predicted model, not a curated record. The transcript has a single exon. The coding region runs from base 1 to 243 and encodes 80 amino acids.
AUGAAAACGGGGCUUUUGAUAGAGCAACGUGCUCGGCUUACAACAGCACCUUGGGUGCCAGUUUCACGAUCAAGCUUGCCAAUCCCAGAUUUCGGCAUGUCAUCACCACCCAAAAUCCGUGGAUCUGGAGGUCGACCUCUUCGACGACGACGACCUUCAAAAAAUAUUUUUUGGGCUGUUUGCGACCUUGAACGUGAACUUUCACACAAGGUGCUGUUGGCCAAGCCGAGCACAUCGCUCUAA